AUGCUGUCUUCACAGGGCAUCGCAGUACUCCUCCUCUGUACUGUCGGCCAGGCCAUCCCACGACAUGACAUGAGGAACCCACUAGAUGAGGUCCAGAGGGAACUCGCAAUCCAACCAAGACACUUUGAACCUGUCAGUGAUAAUGUCGGAAUACCGAUCACAUCAUCAACAAACUACAGAACAAUGCCUCCUGGCACUUACACCGAGAGCAUUUCGUCAGGCCUAGUCAGGAUCAUCGUGGUCAACCCCACGCCCACGACAACGAAUGUGAUUUGUCCGGUAGAUUGUGACUGCUCGGGAAUAAAAGACAAGCAAAGUCCCGAGUAA
Messenger RNA from Fusarium venenatum, 327 nucleotides. RefSeq lists its product as uncharacterized. Lineage: Eukaryota; Fungi; Ascomycota; Sordariomycetes; Hypocreales; Nectriaceae. The record is from RefSeq and is a predicted model, not a curated record.